Molecule: messenger RNA, 2507 nt
Organism: Trichechus manatus latirostris (Florida manatee)
Lineage: Eukaryota; Metazoa; Chordata; Mammalia; Sirenia; Trichechidae
Gene: FERMT3
Product: FERM domain containing kindlin 3
Exons: 15
Coding region: 150-2141 (663 amino acids)
Biological process (GO): regulation of cell-cell adhesion mediated by integrin; leukocyte cell-cell adhesion; platelet aggregation
Cellular component (GO): cell-substrate junction
Molecular function (GO): integrin binding
Source: RefSeq, a predicted model, not a curated record
AACUCAUGGGCUGCCUUCUGAAGGAAGUUCCAAAGAGAAAGCAGAGGGAGACAGAACUCGGGGCCUGCAGGUGUCUAGACUAAGGCCGAGUGGCUGACACCUCCAUCCCCUACCUGCAGCGCCCGAGCAGGCAAGAAGCAGCCGCAGCCAUGGCAGGGAUGAAGACAGCCUCCGGGGACUACAUCGACUCGUCCUGGGAGCUGCGGGUGUUUGUGGGCGAGGAGGAUCCUGAGGCAGAGUCGGUCACCCUCCGGGUCACGGGGGAGUCACACAUCGGUGGGGUGCUGCUGAAGAUCGUGGAGGAGAUCAAGCGCAAGCAGGACUGGUCCGACCACGCCAUUUGGUGGGAGCAGAAAAAACGGUGGCUGCUGCAGACCCACUGGACGCUGGACAAGUACGGGAUCCUGGCUGACGCCCGCCUCUUCUUCGGGCCCCAGCACCAGCCAGUUAUCCUGCGGCUGCCCAAUCGCCGCGCCCUGCGCCUGCGUGCCAGCUUCUCCCAGCCCCUCUUCCAGGCCGUGGCUGCCAUCUGCCGCCUCCUGAGUAUCCGGCACCCUGAGGAGCUGUCUCUGCUCCGGGCUCCUGAGAAGAAGGAGAAGAAAAAGAAGGAGAAGGAGCCAGAGGAAGAGGUGUAUGACUUGUCCAAGGUCGUCCUGGCUGGGGGAGUGGCACCUGCACUGUUCCGGGGGAUGCCAGCCCACUUCUCAGACAGUGAGCAAACCGAGGCCUGCUACAACAUGCUGAGUCGGCCCCAGCCACCGCCAGACCCCCUCCUGCUGCAGCGCCUGCCGCGGUCAGGCUCCAUGUUGGACAAGACCCAGCUCCACAGCAGGUGGCUGGACUCAUCGCGGUGCCUCAUGCAGCAGGGUGUCAAGGCCGGGGACAUGCUCUGGUUGCGCUUUAAGUACUACAGCUUCUUCGACCUAGAUCCCAAGACAGAUGCCGUGCGGCUGACACAGCUGUACGAGCAGGCUCGGUGGGACCUGCUGCUGGAGGAGAUUGACUGCACCGAGGAGGAGAUGAUGGUGUUUGCCGCCCUGCAGUACCACAUCAACAAGCUGUCGAAGAGCGGGGAAGUUGGCGAGCCAGUGGGCAGAGACUCAGGGCUGGACGACCUGGAUGCAGCCCUGAGCAACCUGGAGGUGAAGCUAGAGGGGUCGGCACCCACUGAUGUGCUGGACAGCCUCACCACCAUUCCAGAGCUCAAAGACCACCUCCGAAUUUUCCGGCCCCGGAAGCUGACCCUGAAGGGAUACCGCCAGCACUGGGUGGUGUUCAAGGAGACCACCUUGUCCUACUACAAGAGCCAGGACGAGGCCCCUGGGGACCCCAUUCAGCAGCUCAACCUCAAAGGCUGUGAGGUGGUCCCCGAUGUCAAUGUCUCAGGCCAGAAGUUCUGCAUCAAACUCCUGGUGCCAUCACCUGAGGGCAUGAGUGAGAUCUACCUGCGGUGCCAGGACGAGCAGCAGUAUGCCCACUGGAUGGCUGGCUGCCGACUGGCCUCCAAGGGCCGCACCAUGGCGGACAGCAGCUACGCCAGCGAGGUGCAAGCCAUCCUGGCCUUUCUCAGCCUGCAGCGGGUGGGCAGUGCAGGCUCGGGCAACCACUCCCAGGGUACUGAUGCCUCCACUGAGGGCCUCAACCCCUAUGGCCUCGUCGCCCCCCGCUUCCAGCGCAAGCUCAAGGCCAAGCAGCUCACCCCACGGAUCCUGGAGGCCCACCAGAACGUGGCCCAGCUCUCUCUGUCUGAGGCCCAGCUGCGCUUCAUCCAGGCCUGGCAGUCGCUGCCUGACUUUGGCAUCUCCUACUUCUUGGUCAGGUUCAAGGGCAGCAGGAAAGACGAGAUCCUGGGCAUUGCCAACAACCGGCUGAUCCGCUUCGACCUGGCCGCGGGUGACGUGGUCAAGACCUGGCGCUUCAGCAACAUGCGUCAGUGGAACGUCAACUGGGACAUCCGGCAGGUGGCCAUCGAGUUUGACGAGCACAUCAACGUGGCCUUCAGCUGCAUGUCUGCCAGCUGCCGCAUCGUUCACGAAUACAUUGGGGGCUACAUCUUCCUGUCAACGCGGGAGCGGGCCCGCGGGGAGGAGCUGGAUGAGGACCUUUUCCUGCAGCUCACAGGAGGCCAUGAGGCUUUCUAGGGCUGUCUCACUGCCUUACCCCACUCACACGUGCCACAGCCACAGCCACUGGGACUCACUGCCCACACCCUCUCCAGGCAUUCACCGAGCUCAGCACGUCCACCUGCCUUCACCAUGGCUUUGUUCAGACCAGGGUCCUAACUGGGCUAGACUCUGCCACCACCGGGCUGGGGAGGGGAAGAGCCCCCCUUCCGUUGCCAGAGUGGCCAAGACCAAUACCCCGACCUAUCUGUAGUCCCUGAGCACACCAGGAAGACCAAAUGUCGCUACAAGAUGAUGGCCCAUGUUUUCAAACUGGAGUGUCUUUUUGGCUUUUUAUUAUUAUUUUUUUUAUUUUAUAAAUAAAUGUUUUAUUGCUGGACCAUC